Molecule: messenger RNA, 1055 nt
Organism: Phragmites australis (common reed)
Lineage: Eukaryota; Viridiplantae; Streptophyta; Magnoliopsida; Poales; Poaceae
Exons: 1
Coding region: 73-498 (141 amino acids)
Molecular function (GO): protein binding
Source: RefSeq, a predicted model, not a curated record
AUAAAAGGAGAAGAUCCUCUCAGGCGGCGGCGAUGUACCCAACUGGAUUCCACCGAAUACAAGAUCGAAACCAUGAUGAUGGAAGGCAGCGAUCAGGCGCUACCCCCACCAUCGUUGCCGCCGCCGACCGCCAUCUCGUUGGUCCUCAAUGACCGCGACCUCCUCGGCGAGAUCCUCCUCCGCCUCGCCUUCCCCGCCUAUCUCGUCCGCGCCGCCCUCGCCUGCAAGCUCUUGCUCCGCGUCGCCUCCGACCCCGCCUUCCUCCGCAGCUUCCGCGACCGCGAACCGCCGCGCCUCCUCGGCUUCUACGCCAACACCUUCGGAUUGGUCACGCUGGGCCUGGCCCCGGAGUUCUGGCCGGUACGUCACCCCCCGGAGCUCGCCUCCGCUGUCCGCCGCGCUGCCUCCGUCUUCGACGACUUCUUCGGUCUCAGCCGCGUUACCGACUGCCGGGAUAGCCGCCUCCUCGCCGGCUUUUCCGACAACGACGACGCGUAACGACAGGCAUUGGUCAGCCCGCUGCAGGGAGACAAGGCCUCCUCCCGCCACCCCCGCUGGCUCCCUUGGAGCGCCCCGUCUUGUGCCGUUCCCGCAAGAUUCUGCCUGAGCACUGCAGCGACGGUCUGCAGGGUUUGGAUCUGGUAGUGGCGCAUAAGCACGGGGAAGCUCAUAGAACCGUGCAGGUGAAUGAGUUCCGAAACGGUGUUUGGGGUGUCCGUGCGUCGGUGACAACAGAGCUCCUUCAAUCAUCAUUAUUCCUGAAAGUUCUGCUCGUCGGCGACAAGUUCUAUAUGACCACCUGGGAAAACAUUCUUGUGUUGGAUUUGGCGUCCUCAAGUUUCUGUGUCAUCGACUUCCCGGAACAAAUUUGACUGCAACUUCCAUGGAUGCCGGCUGUCGAAUGCAGAUGAUUCUGGAGUCUAUCUAAUCAAUGUGAUUGGGGAUGAGCAGCUUCGCAUCUGGCUCCACAGGACGGUCAGCGGCAGCGCAGGCAAUUGGCUCUUAGUGGAUACCAUCUGUGUUCGUAAGAUAUUUGCUAAUAUUGGAAAGCAUGU